Molecule: messenger RNA, 2302 nt
Organism: Oryza brachyantha (malo sina)
Lineage: Eukaryota; Viridiplantae; Streptophyta; Magnoliopsida; Poales; Poaceae
Product: GTP-binding protein BRASSINAZOLE INSENSITIVE PALE GREEN 2, chloroplastic
Exons: 3
Coding region: 53-2074 (673 amino acids)
Biological process (GO): chloroplast rRNA processing; brassinosteroid mediated signaling pathway
Cellular component (GO): chloroplast stroma; mitochondrion
Molecular function (GO): GTP binding
Source: RefSeq, a predicted model, not a curated record
UGGUCACUCCGCUCUCCCCUAUCCUCUCGCCGGUGGCUGCUGCCACCCUCCAAUGGCUAAACCCCUCCUCCUCCCCUCUUCCGGCGCGGCGGCAGGUCGCCUCUCCUCCCGCCUCGCCAUCACCACGGCUCCGCCCCUCCGCGUGCUCCCCUUCCUCUGCCCGCAGGUGACGCCGCGAGGCCGCAACCUCUCCUUCUCCCCCGUCUCCGCCGCGUCCACCGGCAAGCGCCGCAAGCCGCCGCCGCCUGGGCCGAGCCCGGUCAUUAGCGAGGGCAGGGAUGACGAGGACGCCGUCGUGGGCCGCCCCGUCUGUCCCGGGUGCGGCGUGUUCAUGCAGGACGCCGACCCCAACCUGCCCGGCUUCUUCAAGAGCCCCUCCCGCCGCUCCCAGGACGGAAUGGGGGGAGAUGGGUCGCCUCUUGCCGCCGAGCCGGAUGGAUUUCUUGGAGACCUGGAGGCGGUGGAGGACGACGCGCCGCCAGAAUCUGAUCUUGCCGCCGAAUGGGACGAAUUUCUUGAAGAAGAGGAGGAUGAGGACGAGGAUGGAGCGAAGACGAAGGCUGACAUAGAUGCUGAGAUUGAUGGCUUCUCGAGCGGCUGGGACUCGGAUUGGGAUGAUGAGAUGGAAGGCGAGGAGGAGAAAUGGAGGAAAGAAUUGGAUGGUUUCACCCUGCCGGGAGUUGGGUAUGGAAAGAUUACCGAGGAGACACUCGAGAGGCUGAAGAAGGAGAGGCUGUCCAAGUCUGAGAGGAAGCGCCGGGCAAGGGAAGCCAAGAAGGCCGAGGCCGAAGAGGACGCCGCCGUGGUCUGUGCGCGGUGCCACUCGCUGAGGAAUUAUGGGCAUGUGAAGAAUGACAAGGCUGAGAAUUUGAUCCCGGACUUUGAUUUCGAUCGGUUUAUAUCAUCUCGUCUGAUGAAGCGGUCAGCCGGCACACCAGUUAUUGUCAUGGUGGUGGAUUGCGCGGACUUUGAUGGCUCAUUCCCUAAGAGGGCUGCCAAGUCGCUGUUCAAGGCGCUUGAGGGGAGGGGGACUUCUAAGCUGAGUGAAACGCCGAGGCUUGUUUUUGUUGGUGCGAAGGUGGAUUUGUUGCCGUGGCAGCUUAUGGGAGUGAGGCUGGAGAAGUGGGUGAGAGGCCGAGCUAAGGCUUUUGGAGCACCGAGGCUGGACGCUGUUUUCUUAGUCAGUGUUCAUAAGGACUUGGCUGUCAGAAACUUGAUCUCAUAUGUCAAGGAACUAGCUGGGCCCCGUAGCAAUGUUUGGGUGAUUGGUGCACAGAAUGCUGGCAAAUCUACACUAAUUAAUGCUUUUGCAAAGAAACAAGGUGUCAAAAUCACAAGGUUGACUGAGGCUGCCGUCCCAGGAACUACAUUAGGAAUCUUGAGGAUAACAGGCGUUUUGCCUGCAAAAGCCAAGAUGUAUGACACUCCUGGUUUAUUGCAUCCAUAUAUAAUGGCAAUGAGAUUAAGCAGUGAGGAACGGAAGAUGAUUGAAAUUAGGAAAGAACUCCGACCAAGGAGCUUCAGGGUGAAGGCGGGACAGUCUGUACAUAUUGGAGGUUUAACAAGACUUGAUGUGCUAAAAGCUUCAGUCCAAACUAUCUACAUUACUGUUUGGGCAUCUCCUAGUGUUUCCCUCCAUCUGGGGAAGACUGAAAAUGCUGAAGAACUGCGGGAGAAACAUAUCGGCAUCAGACUUCAGCCACCAAUUGGGCCAGAGCGAGUUGCUGAAUUAGGUCACUGGACGGAAAGACAGUUUGAUGUGUCGGGGGUCAGCUGGGAUGUCAACAGUAUGGAUAUCGCUAUUUCAGGGUUAGGUUGGUAUUCCUUGGGCCUGAAAGGAAAUGCCACAAUUGCUGUGUGGACUUUCGAUGGCAUUGAUGUGACGAAGCGUGAUGCGAUGAUUCUUCACCGAGCUCAGUUCCUUGAAAGACCUGGAUUUUGGCUACCCAUCGCCAUUGCUAAUGCUAUAGGUGAGGAGACCAGGAACAAAAAUGAGAGAAGGAAGAAGGCUGAGCAAAGAGAUGAUUUCCUUUUGGAAGAAAGCACCGAGGAUGGUGUGGAGGUUCUCACAUAGUGAAUAGGACUAUUACUAGGAAACCUAUUUUCCACAUUGAUCAAUGAUAAAUCAUUUUCAGACUAGAAAGUAGAACAUACUUAUGUUGGUAAAAAAAAUAGCUUUUGAAAUUCUAUAGCAAGAGGCAGCUCCUUAGUGUAAUAGGUAAUCUUUGUGUGAGAAGAAUGGAAACUGAUGUUUUGUAGAAAUAUGGCAUCGAUGAGUGUUUUAUAUGUUCCCUGUUUAUUA